This is a messenger RNA of Austrofundulus limnaeus, 4431 nucleotides long. RefSeq names its product solute carrier organic anion transporter family member 5A1 (gene slco5a1). Gene Ontology annotation, molecular function: protein binding. NCBI's taxonomy places the organism in Eukaryota, Metazoa, Chordata, Actinopteri, Cyprinodontiformes, Rivulidae. The record is from RefSeq and is a predicted model, not a curated record. Gene Ontology annotation, cellular component: basolateral plasma membrane. Gene Ontology annotation, biological process: sodium-independent organic anion transport; transmembrane transport.
CUCCAGAGGCAAAACACUUGGUUUCUCGUUUACCCGCUUCAUCCACAUCCCAGCGAGGAAGUAUGCGCGGGUCAUACUGAGAGAUUCACGUUGCUUCUUGUUCUGCAUGUGCUACCUAACCUUCAUCCAGUCCCUGAUGGUGUCGGGUUACCUGAGCAGUGUCAUCACAACCAUCGAGAAGCGCUACAGCCUGCGCAGCUCCGAGUCAGGCUUGCUGGUCAGCUGCUUCGACAUCGGCAGCCUGCUGGUGGUGGUCUUCAUCUCCUACUUUGGCGGCAGGGGUCAGAGGCCGCGCUGGCUGGCCGUGGGCGGCGUCUUGAUCGCCGUGGGAGCGGCGCUGUUUUCCCUGCCGCACUUCAUCUCGCCGCCGUACCAGAUCCAAGAGGUGAACUCCUCGGCGGGCCACGAAGGCCUCUGUCAGAGCGAGAACAGCAGCGGGCGAGAGCUGCUCGACAUGGCGUCGUGCCCCCGCGACCAGGAGGGCAAUGAGCACAACCUGUACGUGGCGCUGUUCAUUUGUGCCCAGAUACUCGUGGGCAUGGGUUCUACGCCAAUCUACACCCUGGGGCCCACCUACCUGGACGACAAUGUGAAGAAAGAGAACGCAUCUCUCUAUCUAGCUAUUAUGUACGUGAUGGGAGCCCUGGGACCUGCUGCUGGCUACCUGCUGGGAGGUGUCCUCAUUGGGUUCUAUGUUGACCCUAAAACUGUUGUGAACAUCGACCAGAACGACCCUCGCUUUGUUGGCAACUGGUGGAGCGGCUUCCUCCUGUGUGCCGUCGCUAUGCUCCUGGUCAUCUUCCCCAUGUUUGCCUUCCCCAAAAAGCUGCCUCCGCGUCACAAGAAGAGGAAGAGGAAGAAAAAGAUGGGCUCACCGGGCGACGUGUCGAGCGAUGACGACGUGAUGAAAGAGAAGUCGAGUAGCAAAGAUCAAAAUGUGUCAUCCUCUAUGGGUUUUGGAAAGGAUAUCAAAGACCUCCCCAAGGCUGCGCUGAGAAUCCUCAGCAACGUGACGUUCCUGUUCGUCAGCUUGUCCUACACAGCUGAGUGUGCCAUUGUCACAGCCUUCAUCACCUUCAUUCCCAAAUUCAUCGAGUCCCAGUUCGGCAUUCCUGCCUCCAACGCCAGCAUAUACACAGGUCUGAUCAUUGUGCCCAGCGCCGGCGUGGGUAUUGUGCUGGGGGGCUACAUCAUCAAGAAGCUGAAGCUCGGGGCGAGGGAGUCCGCAAAGCUGGCCAUGAUCUGCAGCGGGGUGUCUCUGCUCUGCUUCUCCACGCUCUUCAUAGUGGGCUGUGAGAGCAUCAAUCUAGGAGGCAUCAACAUACCUUACACCACAGGACCGACGCUGACCAUGACCCACAGGAACCUGACAGGAAGUUGCAACGUGAACUGUGGCUGCAGGAUCCACGAGUACGCUCCCGUCUGCGGCUCUGAUGGUAUCACCUACUUCAACCCCUGCCUGGCUGGAUGCAGCACCGUGGGCAACGACAGCACCGGGAUCAGGAACUACACGGACUGCGGCUGUGUGCAGAGCCGACAGGUCAUCACUCCGUCCUCCGGCGGUCAGGUCAACCAGCUCCAGCUGGUCAUCGUCAAAACAUAUUUGAACGAAAAUGGCCACGCCACGUCAGGGAAGUGCGACCGAACCUGCAACACGCUCAUCCCUUUCCUCAUAUUCCUCUUCAUCGUCACGCUCAUCACCGCCUGCGCUCAGCCCUCYGCCAUCAUCGUCACGCUCAGGUCUGUUGAUGAACAAGAGAGGCCUUUCGCUCUCGGGAUGCAGUUCGUUUUGCUCCGAACUCUCGCCUACAUCCCCACACCCAUCUACUUCGGCGCUGUGAUCGACACCACCUGCAUGCUCUGGCAGCAGGACUGCGGCGUGCACGGCUCCUGCUGGGAGUACGACGUUACCUCACUCCGCUUCGUCUACUUCGGCCUGGCCGCCAGCCUCAAGUUCGUCGGCUUCGUCUUCAUCUUCCUCACCUGGUACUCCAUCAAGCACAAGGAGGCGCAGGCGGAGCGCUGGCGGCAGCGCCUCCCCCCGCUGGGCACGGUCAGCGAGCUCAUCUGUCAUGCCGGCGGCCGGAAGAGCCACGCCCGCACGCGCUCCUGCCCCGUGUUCCUCCCGCCUCGGCCCGACCCGCCCGCGGCGCUGCUGCUCCACCGCGGCCGCAGCAGCUUCAGCUGCCCGGGCAACGCCCUCAAAGCAAUAACUCCCCCCAUCCUGUUGCCGUGUCACCACCGAGGCUCCGCCCACGUCUGAACCAGGCUCCUCCCCGGGGGUUCCUCAUUUGUGCCUUCCUGUUUGUGUUUCUGCACAGCGCAGCGUCUGCUUCACAUCGACUGACAGGCAGACACACAAGUGGGCCCGCCGUUCCUAAAGGGCUCCUCGUUCACACAAACGGGUCUGAAGAGACGUUUAACUCUGAGGGUACCAUCAGCUGCAGCCGCGCUCCACACCACGGUUCAGACCAUGGAAGAACAUCUAAUGGUGCUACUGUUCACGGGCGUGGCAUUUCUGUACAGACAGAAAAGUCAUCAACAUGGCGUCUCAAGCACAACAGACAAACCUGCACUAUGCAAAAGUCUGCAUACAGCCCCCUCUGUGUUCCUCCUCCUCGUCUCACACAAACACGCUCCUUUCUUAUCUCCGCAGCAGAGCUUGUCUCACUUCCGACCCGCGUUUUCGUCUGCACCGUCGGUCACGACAGAAUUUUUUAUUGUUCCAAACUAAUUUCUCCUCCCCCAGUUUCCUUAYCAGUGCCUUUCGGGCCAGUCCAGUACACAAAGCUAGCUGUCAGGGUUUAACGCUCGCUACAGAAAAGCCACUCACUUCGCUGCCCUCAAGUUUUUAUAACUGGAAGCAGCUGUCACAGAUCUCGAGCUGCAACCUUUUCUCAGCGCCUUCGCAACAUGUAGCUCGAAUCAGACAAGCACCAACGACACAGUGGCGUGCUUUAUUAUUAAUCAAGCAGCAAACGGAAGAAAACAAAUCGUUUCGGACUUAGUGCUGAAGCUGCUGUWGGGUUGGAAAUGUGGCACGAAUGUCCUUUUAUUUUCAUCUCUCUUUAAAAGCCACUUCUUCGGACUACGAGAUGCAUCAUUUUUGGCUUUGUAGUGUUAAUCGGUGAUAAGCUUUCCCAUUCUUGUGGUCAUCAAAUGUACAUAGUAGGUGUUUUAGCUGUUACUAGACUUAAAKAUUUGGCAAACAUUAGCAAGAAAUAUCUGACGAGUUCAUUUUUCUUAGGUUUUCGUCGCCAUCUAGUGGACAAAGAGGAUAAUGUGAAACGUGUUGCCUACUGAGCGUGUAUUUAAAAAAGAAAUGAGGUAAAAUUUCCCCAAAGAGUUUAUUUAGGUAAAGAAUAGUUGCCCCUUUUUAGCAGGCAGAAAGUGUGGUGUUAAAGUAUUUAUUGGUGGUUAAGUUCAUGUUCAAAAUACCUGCAAGUAUCAAGAUUUUUUUCUUUUAAAAAAAAAUGCUUUUUGUGUUUUGAUAUCAAACAUUUAUUAAAAACGUCACAUUUUAAAAGCCAGAUUUUAACUCGUUYUGUUCAGGAGGAAGAGGCCAGUAUUUAGAGUUCAAAGCAGUUUUUAAAAAAUACUGCUGAUUUAAGCACUUGCAAACAAAUAAGGAGUCCAAUGCUGCAAAUGGUAUUUUAAAGUUACCUGUUUUGGUUCAGAGUGGUGAAAGUUGUUAGGUGGUAAAGGAUUAUCAAAGCACAUAUUCAUGAAGUGAUYGUUGUGUAAAUAAAAAGCAAAUGAAGAGUAUUCUAGAGCUCACACAUAGCUAGAGGUGUAUUUAUGAACUAACCCAUGGCAAUGUAGUUAAUUAGACUUAAAAACAGAGUAUUAACCGCAUAAACGGGGCCAACUGUAUUUCUUGUUGGGAGGGAAAUGGGUUGUGGAUUUACAUUUUUUUGUAUCAUUGGGGGUUUCACUGCUUCAACAGAAAUGUUUAAUUUAUCCACUCAGAAUGUCCUCCUUUCUAUCUGUAAUGAUUAUCUACUCUUUCUACAUUAGCUCUUAUUUACCAGGAAAAAAAACUGUAAACUUGAGCUUCUUCAGCCUAGAUGUUAUCCAGAUUCUGUUAGCCGCUCAUGAAACUAAUCUACUAAAAAUAAAACGAGGCCUCUGCAGACCAAACCAUCUUCUGGUAUGGAGACAGAUAAACCGAUCAGUUUUUGGAAACAAUAACAAAAAGUAAAGAAAACCCAGCGAUGCCACACAGUGUUUGCACUGAUGUCUGACUUUACAGUUCAGCUGCUGCUUUCAGCAUCCUGCUCUCCAAACGUCUGAACUACGAGCACAGAAGACUUUUUUUUGUUGUUCCUCAGGAGCAAAAGUUGAAUUGAUGUUUGUGAACAGUUGGUUUACAAAUGCCUUGAAUACUUGAUUUUUGUCAUAAAAAAUAAAAAUAAAAAAACGCUGAAAAAA